Messenger RNA from Struthio camelus australis, 1887 nucleotides. Lineage: Eukaryota; Metazoa; Chordata; Aves; Struthioniformes; Struthionidae. The record is from RefSeq and is a predicted model, not a curated record.
AUGGCAAAGCUUAGCGCAAAAAGAUUGAAAACACAGUCAGAGAGGACUGGCUGUACCAAAACUGAAAGGAGCACGUCCUUCGCUGAAGGCCGUUGUCACUAUUCUCGCUUCAAGAAUGGCACCAGCUUCCAUGUGUUCGACCAAGGACGGUUUGCCAAGGAGGUGCUGCCCAAGUAUUUCAAACACAACAACAUGGCCAGUUUCGUCCGGCAGCUGAACAUGUGUAAGUUCGACCUCCAGCUCCGAGGCCGCAGAGGCCCUACGGACGCUGGCGAAACGGUAGAAAGUAGGAGAGUGGAAGAGGACGCGUGCCAGAGGGUCGUGCCUGCAGAAGCUGAGAUCUCCCGUGCAGGGACCCCCGUGUCAGUAGUGAAAAGCGAGGAGACCAAGAUGCGGCAGGAGGACCUCAGCAGGUUGCUAUACGAGGUACAGAUACUGAGAAGUCAGCAAGAGAACAUGGAGUGUCAAGUGCAGGACAUGAAGCAGCAAAAUGAAGUUCUUUGGCGAGAAGUUGUUUCUCUCCGUCAGAACCACACACAGCAACAGAAAGUGAUCAACAAGCUGAUUCAGUUUCUGUUUGGCCAGCUCCAAUCAAACCCCAGCAGCACUGGGAUAAAGAGGAAGCUACCUCUGAUGCUUGACAAUGGGACCUCAGUUCCGCAAGUGCCCAAGUUCAGCCGGCAUUUGUCUGCUACAGACCCUCUCCAUGACCCCUAUUUCAUUCAGUCGCCAUCAACAGAACCUGCCUCAUGCUUAAACAGCCCUGCAAUUGCUGGAGGACCCAUCAUCUCUGAUGUUACUGAAGCAUCACCAUCCAACAUAAUAAAUAUGCAGUCCCCUCCUGAUAGUGACAGGGAGAAGAGCCUCAUGCUGAUCAAGGAAGAGCCGGUCAGCCCUGGAGUGAAAGCCACCACUGAGCCUGAUAUCCCGCUCCCAGGCUGCCGGGCUUGCGCUGAGCCCCCGGUGCUCCCAGUUGCCAUGAUUCAGUCUGUUUUGGAAGGUAAAGGGAGCUGUGGUGCAGCCCAGCCAGGGACCUUGCAGCCACCCGAGAGAAGAGGCAGAAGAGCACUGCUGGACAGAACAGAUAUUUCAGACCCAUUGGAGGGCGCCGACUUGAGUUUAGAAGGCCUGCAGCUGCUGCUGAGGAGCCAGCAGUACAGCCUGGAGCCGGCCAGUAUCCUGGAUGUCUUUAAUCCCAGUUUGUCUUUGAGUGAGUGGAAUUUGACCGAAAUGGAAGCCAGUCUGUCCCCGAUGCAGCGACUCACAGUGGAUCUGGAGAAGAAUGCAACUGAGCUGGCCUCGAAAGCGUUCAACCCACCGUUGAACAAUGGCUGCCCAGGGAAAGAUGUCAUUCUUGAAAGCACCCAGCAGUUCCUGAUUGAUCGUCAGUCAAUCUUUGGAAACGACAUUAUCAGCUUGCCUGAAAGUUCAUCGCUUUAUGUCCCAUCUGAAAAUAUGGCUUCUUACCUGUCCUCUGCGGCUGUCCAAGGGGAUAUCCCGUUAAACCUGAGUGCUUCAACUGACAACAACUAGCGAUUUAGCUUCCAAGACAAAAACAUCUCCCUCCCAUCCAUCCAAGCAUCUCUCUACAGGUUUGAAUGUAAAGAAACAAAAGUGACUCAGAAACCCACCACAGAGCUGUGCCCUUUCUUUUUGAAUAGAUGGAAAUGGUCAGUAGCUGUUGCAUGACCUUCUCUGCCCCUGAAUUUCAGUGUUUGUCUAGAAUAAUAAUUUUAAAACAAAAUGUUGCUUUAUGAUGUGUUUGGGGGGAGGGGAGGGUUCUUUUACGAAUUUCAGGCCUACUAAGAAAAUCUUCUGAGAAUUUGAGUGAAGGGUAGCUUGAAAGUCUAUCAGGGACUUCAUAAAAUAAAGCAAUCCUGACUAGUA